AUGUCCAAGGCAACAAAAGCUUUGAUUAAAAUCGUCGAGAAAUCUGCCAGCGAUCAAAACUCCUGGGAACAGGCACAACAACUUAUUCGUCAGGGAGCAGAUAUCAAAGCUUCAACAAGUAAUGGUCCGAUGAUUCAUGCUGUAAUUGCUGAAGAAAAACGUCAGCGACAAACAAUGCCAUGGAAAGCCGACAACUGUUUACGUUUGAUUCAAGUUCUGGAAAAGACUGCUUCCGAUCAACUGAGUGCACAAGUGCGUUCAGAAAAUGGUGGUGAUCUUCAAGAGAUGCGACUGCUGGUAGGCUUGAAAGCGAGCUGCUAUCAGUCAGAUAUAUAUGGUUCAUUGGGUUUGUUGGGAUCAAUAGUAGAUCAAAAUAAGGUUCCCAUCCGAUUAGAUGUUGUGAGAUUUCUUAUAGAGAGUGACUCAAAUGCAAAAAUGACUUUGACUGCCAUCAACGAUCAGGAAAAAACCUGUCUGUCUCUCGCGAAAACCAAUCCGAAGUGUCCAAAGGAUGUGAUUAAUUAUAUGCAACAACAGUUCGAUGAGAUUGUCAAUCAGAUUCCGUUUUCACAGCCACAGAUCAAUCCAAACCAAGUAUUUAUAUGGACUCGUUUCGGUGCAAACAUUGAAGCGACUGACAAGAAUGGUAAUACCAUUCUUUCGAACGCCGUGAGUGCCAAUAAUUUGGAACUUGUUCGCGCUCUUGUCUCAGCCGGCAGUGAUACUACGCAUAAAAACAAUGAUGGUCUCACUCCUUUACAAAUCGCCAAAAAAGCUGUACCGAGAAACCCUCCAUUGAUCGCUUUCCUGGAAGGUCAACGCGUGACUGUUGAAUUAGGAAAACUGAUUGUAACAAAAAAAUCAGCAUUAACUACUGAAGAAGUACAACGUCUGCUCGAAAAUGGAGCGAAUAUUAAUGCGUCCAUGAUCAAUGGUGAUUCACCACUUCAUCUAUUGAUAGCUAGCCAAGGAACAACAGAUAUGGUUAAAACUUUCAUUAAUGAUUUCAAUGCUGAUUUAUCAGUAAUAAAUAGUAAAGGAUAUCGACCGAUUGAAGCAUGCAUUUUGUUUGACAAGCAGCCAUAUCCUUAUCUAAAAACAAUAUUGACGCUGCCGAAAAUGACCGCAGACAAAUUUCAUAAUCCGAAGUUAAACAAAACUCUUCUACAGUUCGCUAUCGAACAGAAGUGCUCUGAUGCAGCAAAACAGAUACAAGAUGAACUUAAUCUUCGUUUGUGGAAUUGCAUAGCACGUGCCAACACCAAUGAUGAUAACAGCAAAACUAUUGUAGAUACAGUCAACCAGCUGAUUACUUGCGGUGCUCAGAUUAAUCAUUUACAUACUGACAAAGAAUAUGAUCAGUGGACAGUCCUGCAUUUAGUAACUAAAGCAACUACGGUAAGAAUGCUCCGAUACAUGAUCAAACAGUUGCAAGCUGACUACACGUUACCAAACAGUAAUGGUGACUAUCCGAUUUCUAUUGCGGCUCAGUUUGGGCAUUUACCCAUGGUUGAAUAUCUGCAUGGCCUAUCAAAGUCAAGCUUGAACGUUCGUAAUAAGGAAAUGCAGACGCCAUUACAUUUAGCGACAAAAAAUAAUCAUUUAUUGGUUGUUAGAUAUCUCGUCAAAUGGGGUGCUGAUGAUCAAGCUCAGAAUUUAUCGAAAAACACGCCGCUGGACAUCGCACAUCAGAACGUUCCCAAGAACAAAGAAGAAGAGAUUAAUAAUAAAAAAAUUAUUCAGUUUCUCACCCAGUUAGUUUUUCCUCCUGUGAAUUAUAAAGCCGAAAGUCCAGCAACUCGAAAGAAGCCUACAUAUGAUCUUGACACAUGUGAUCUAGCGAUGCCAGUGGCCUUGAAACCCAUUCGUAUGAGUACAGAUGACGAUGAUGCAGCGAUAGGUAAAAAAAGUAAACAUUUAUUUUCCAUGAGUCCCAAUAACAAUUUGCAUGAUGCUGCAAGAAAUGGAGAUCUACUGGCAGCUAAAAAGGCUAUUGGUGAAGGAGCAGACAUUCGCUAUCGGAAAGGAAAUCACACUCCGUUCGAGGUAGCGCUCAUGUCUCGAAAUGAAUAUACAACGAAAUUGAAUUCUAGAACGCUCACCGUAAUAGAGGUGACACGUCUUCAAGCGAUGAUAGCCGGUUGUCAACAAAUUGGCGAGAUGAUUCGACAGAUCUCACACACAAAGAUAGUCGAAGCUAUCCAAAAAUCUGAUGCAGGUCUUGUCAUGACCUAUCAUCUAGCAGGAGCACCAAUUACUACUGAUCUGCUGUACAGAGCUUGCAACGCAUCAGACACUGUUGAAAUAGUAGAUUAUCUCAUGAACCAAAGUAUCGAAAUCCAUCAAACUAUCAUCAAUGAUGUAUCGCCUAAUGCUCCUUAUCGUAUUGCAAAAACAAAAAAAUUCAACCAAGUUGCUGCGUACUUAAAAUAUCGGUUGACACUUGAAUGCAUAAAGGCCAUCAAAGAAAAUAAUCUGGAGCUGGUCAAGAAGUUAGUCAAUGCUGGAGCGAGUGUCGAGUCAAACAAUACGAGUAAUUUAAAGGAAGCGAUUCAGUGUCAAAAUCCUGAAUUAAUUCAAUUUCUCUGUGAGAAGGGGGCCAAAAUGCCAUCGAAUUGGCUCUCUGCAAAAACUAUUGUACUCGAUUCAACUAUGUCUCAACAGUUGAAACCCGAGAUUAAAUCGAUCAUCGAUCAGUGCCUAAUCGAAAGACGACUACGUUUUGCAGCUGCCAAUGGUGAUCUCAAUGAAGUGAUUCAAUGUCAACGUCUUGGUGUUAACAUCAAUGCAGCGAAUUGUCAUGGUUCAACAGCACUGUUGUGUACAAUUGAGCAUGGGAAUUACUUUCAAAUUGUUCAUGCGCUGGUUUCACGCGGUGCAUCGAUGCUGCACUCCAACGAAAAUGUACCAAUGUCACUGAUCGAUCUUGCAAGUCAACAAAAUUACAACCAGAUUUCUACUUACCUCUCGAAAGAGCUUAAUACACAAUUUUUGUCCGCAAUUCUCAAUAAUGAUCGCCAGAGCGCGGAAAAAUUCGCACAGUUAGGUGCUGAUUUCAAUUACAGAGAUGAACAACAACGUACACCAUUACAUUAUGCUGUGCAGUAUCAUGGUAUUGAUCUUGCAGCUUGGUUAUGCGAAUGUGGUAGUGUACCGACUAUCUGCGAUAUUAAUGGUGAUUAUCCAAUAAUGCAAGCUGCGGAAAAAGGUAGUGACUAUGCUGUGGUAGAACUUUUUGUCACAAAAUAUCCGGCUACGAAGAAGCAAAUGAACAAGAGUAGUAUGACAGCUUUGCAAAUCGCACAAAAGUUGAAGUUUAAUCGCAUUGUUCAAUUGAUUGAAGCAGGAAGCGGAGUCCCGGAAUACGAAAAAGAUCAUGAAGUUAAAGCUAAUAGACCAAAUCAUGAUGAAGAAACACUAAUACAAGCAGCACGGAAUGGCCAUAUCAAAAUCAUUCGAGAAUUCAUUGCUCAACGUUAUGAGUCCAAGGAUGAGAAGAAAAAGUUAUGCCAGAAAUUAAUUGAAGCAGCAAAAAAAACUACGCAAUAUGAAAUUCUCGAUGCUCUCGAGCCCUAUUACAAAACUGAAUUAAGAACUGAACUAGCUUCUGAUAUGCACGCAGGCAGUAACAUCGUAUUGAGUGAACGUUAUAAGAAAAUUCUGCUUGGAGUUCUUGGAUCUUUGAACACUUUGAUUGCCAAGAGCUCAGUUCUGCUUGAUCCUGCGGAUCCCAAUACUUAUACACAAUUUUUCGUCGGUUUGACUGAGAAUGUAGCGAAACAUUCAAAGGAAUUAGAGCAAGUCAAGACCGAAGAAGAUGUGAAGAAACUCAUUCAAAAGGAUGAAGUUGACACAAAUGAACAAUUAACCAAAAUUCAAGAACAGUUAGAAGAAUUAUCAGAGAGUAGAGAUGCAUUACAAGCUCGACUUCUAGAUACGGACGAACGGCUCUUCAAAGAGCAAAAGCUUACUGCAUCACAACGAAAAGAAUUCAUGAAAGAGAAAGAACUUCAUGCGCAACAGUUAGCUACUUUUGAAUGCUCAAUAUUUUUAUUUCAACGACAACAAGAAGCUACUUUGAAUAGACAAAAAGCUAUUGGUUAUCUUAAAAGCAACAUGAAUUUAAUGAUGUUCUACCGAACCAUAGAAAACCGUUUAGAAGCUUUAUUUCAUAGCUGCCUAGCAGCACAAGGAGGUUACGUAAAAGUCGAAGCCACAACAAAGUUUGGCAAGGCGGGAAAAGUAUUGAAUAUGCUACCAACGAAUAUUCCAAUAAUAAAUCUGAAGACAUCAAUCAUCAAAUCAGUGCUCAGUCCUAUACUAUCAAAACUCGACGAAAAGCAACAGAAAAAAGAAUGGCAUAACAUAUCAACUUUGGGAAAUAUCGAAGAGUUGAAACGUAUUGCAUCGGAAACUGCCGGUCUGGUCACACUCUAUUACAAUGAACAAAUACAAUCGAUUGAUCCAUCGCAAAAAAUUAAGGGUAGUAAUGUCUUCAAUGACAAGCUACAUUGGCUCAAACAAAUAUACGAUGUUCGUCCUGAAGCUUCUGAAGAAAUGGCGGUCGUUAUGGUUGCUGAAUAUGUUACCGCUUGGAUAAUUGAUGGUUUAAAGGUAGGCACAGAAAUUAUUUCCACCGAACCUCUACCACCACAGCUGUGGUUACAUGUUGCGAAGAAAGAUCCUACUGAUCUAGAAAAAGUCGAUAAAGUAACAGACAUUAUCGGACUUUCGGCCGGACAACAAAAGAUUCCUGUCAAAAUCAGAAAUAGCUUCGACAAAGAAAUCGCCAUAAAAGUACAAUUGCGGUAUCUGAUCGGUUGUGUUUCUGUUAUCGGCAACGAUGGCAGUGUGUAUCAAUAUCCAGUACCGAAAAAUACCACUGAUAAUGAACUGAUGGACUUGGAAAAUUUUGGCUAUGUUUUUGUCACACCAUUUUCAUUUGAUCAGAAAGCAUUGCAGUUGAUUGUCGAGGGAAGAAAAUUGCAUCUUGCGAAACGGGAUGAGUAUAGUAAGAUUCUAACAAGGUUCGAAGACAUUAUUCAGCAUGCACAAACAUUCAUGGGUCAUCAUGAACACGAUACUAGUAACUCAUUGAUUACACGAGAAACAGCAAAUAAAGUAGCUGAUGUACUUCGUGAGCAAAACAUUUUUGUUGAUUCUAAUGCUGUCAGAGAUCAACUGAGAGCAGCACAAGAAAAAAUCGAACUAAGUGUCGAUGUUUUGCGUGAACAAAUAGAAGAAAAAGCAUCCUACUAUCAACUAUCGAUCGAUGCUGCUCAUGAGAAACUUACAGAAGAAUCGCAGGCAAAUCGAGAAGCAAUGAAAAAGGAUAACGAAAUGCGAUACGAUAAAGCAUUGAAAAAAUUAAAUGAGCGAUCGGAAGAGAUUGCGAUAAAUUUAGAGAAGCUCAUCGAAAAACGUAUGAACGAUAUUGAACAACAAAUGCGACAAGAAGUACAAAAAAUCCUGGCCAUCGCUGAGACAGCAAAAGCUCAGUCUCUAACAGCAAUGACACAAGCACGCGAAGCAAGUGAGACAAGCCAUCAAGCUGCCGAGAAUUCAGCAAAAGCUGCCAACUCAGCAGAAAAUCUUGUUAAAUGGGCUCAACAACGUAACGAAGAGUUCCAACUUAGUGUGAAGAAUUGUGAGGAAACGGCUAAGCAAACCGCCUUUGCACAGAAGCAAUUCUGCGAACAAGCAGUCGCGGAUAUACGCACAAAGGCCGAACGUGCUAUGGAGCGAUCACAAGAAGCGGUCAGUAAAUCAGCUGCAGAUAGCAAAGAAUCAGCAAGAAUUGCUCGAGAGUCGCAAUCCACCGCUCAAGGUGUCGAAAAAAUGAUGAAAAAUCAACUGGAAGUUCACAAGGCUGAAAUCAAGAAAGUGAUCGCAGAAGCCAAAGAAGUACAGCACCAAAGUGAAAGAACUGCAACCGAAGCUAAAGAAGCGCAAAAGCAGGCUGUACGAGCAGCAGAUGCAACGACUACAAUAGUGGAGAAGGUGAAUGCAAUGCACGGAAAAGUGGAGAAAGCUCUUCAACAAAUGGAGAAGUUAAAAGACAAGCUCCCUAAUUCAUAA
Rotaria sp. Silwood2 is the source of this 6078-nucleotide messenger RNA. The record is from the annotation of a GenBank genome assembly. Lineage: Eukaryota; Metazoa; Rotifera; Eurotatoria; Philodinida; Philodinidae.